Molecule: messenger RNA, 1741 nt
Organism: Oryzias melastigma (Indian medaka)
Lineage: Eukaryota; Metazoa; Chordata; Actinopteri; Beloniformes; Adrianichthyidae
Gene: odad1
Product: coiled-coil domain containing 114
Source: RefSeq, a predicted model, not a curated record
GAUGGUAACUUCAGUUCCAUACUGAUAUUUUAAAUACAAAUUUAAAAAUAUCAAAAUUCCCAUUGAAUAUCCUGGUGAGUAAUGACAUCAUGACUUCUACGGCGACUGUUGCCUAGCAACGGUUGCUACCAACGGGAGAUCUGUCCGGAGGCCGUUCUGAAGGAGGUCUUCGGUUCGUCGCUUUUAAUGGAAAGUCACGCCUCAGAGAGGAUCAUGGGAGAAAGUCUCCACUCCAGCGUCAUCUGGGACCAAGACUUCAUCAGAAAACCACAGGAGGACCUGCAACACCUCCCUGCAAUCCACGUCCGACAUCCGGACAGUCCGGACCGUGACGGUCUCCAGAGUCUGAUCCAGAAGAAAGACAUUCUGGACCAACAGCUGGAGUCUGAGAGCCAGGAGCACCAGAAGCUCCAGAAGGAGGUCUCUAGCGCCAAGCUGAGCCUGGAGGAGCUGAGGAAAGAGGUGGUCCGUGACACAUCGAAGACCGAGAGGCUGAAGACUCAGAAGGCCAUCCGGACUCUGGAGUACAAGCGGCACAGAGCCUCCAUUGACCUGAACGUACAGGUGGCUAAAACCAGAGGUCUGGGGGAGGAGCUACAGACUCUGUAUAAUGAAAGAACCUCCUUCCAGCAGCUGUACAACAAAAUGAACAAGGAACUCCGGGACGUCAGGAAGAAGAUCAGAGAGGAGAUGAUUGUGUGCGCCGCUGCUGACCACGAAAGGUUGGAGGUCCAGUCCAAGAUGGCUGUCACACAGGAGCAGGCGGGGGAGGCGCUGACCCAAACCAAGGCCGAGAUCCUGAAACUCAACCGGGUGAUUGCGCUGGAGAUGACCCGCAGAGACUUCAAGGUCGUGAAGAGCAGCGGAAGGGGCGGUCUGGACAGCAGCGGCGGAGUCACACCACAGAAGUUUCCUACGAGGGCGAAGCAGAACAUGGGGGAUUCAGGGGUGGUGUCCCUGGACGCUCUGACGGAAGCCUUUGAAAAGAUUCAGGCAGCGUCAGGAGUCGACGACCUGGACGUCCUGGUCAACAACUUCAUCAAAAACGAGCAGAAAAUCUUUGAACAAAUGAGUUUUCUGAACAUCCAACAAGCCAAAGUCACGGCCCACAAGGAGCUGAGCAGCGAGAUCCAAGCAGAGAUUGAUUCCCUUCGAGCUGAACAUCUGCAGCAAAAAGAAGCUCUUUCUGUUUCACACAAGACGAAUGAAGAACAAUGGAGGAGGGUUGAAUCUCAAAUAGAGGACUGUGAACACAAAUGCAUCACCUUCACCAAAAUCAGGGAAGACUUCGAAAAAGAGUUACACAGCAUUCCCUUCACAUCCUUGUGGAAGCAGCUGGAGAUCCCCGAGGAUGACACCACAAUGCUCAUGAGCCUCCUGGAGCAGAUCACCAACUACCUGCUGACCAUACAGGUCCUCCAGAAGUUCAAGAAACAGGAAAAAAAUCCAACGCCUUCAAAGAAAAAACGUCCAGAUGUUUAACCUGCUGCUUUAGGUUUGAGUUUGAAUGGAAAUGUCUGAAAUUCUGUCAGUCAGAGGAGGUUGAACCGCUGCUGGAUGUGUCUGUGUAGCUCCUCAGCAUGGAGGUCAUGUCUCCAACAAGACAUUUCAUCGAUGAGGAGGAGGAGCUGUCGGAGGAGGAGCUGUCAAAGGAGGAGCUAUCAGAGGAGGAGCUGUCGGAGGAGGAGCUGUGCUCUGCAGCGCCUCAGUGCAAUAAAACAUCAUAUUUACUCUGCAAGAA